This is a messenger RNA of Doryrhamphus excisus (bluestripe pipefish), 3631 nucleotides long. Its product is annotated as platelet-derived growth factor subunit A-like. Gene Ontology annotation, cellular component: membrane. Gene Ontology annotation, biological process: positive regulation of MAP kinase activity; positive regulation of cell migration; positive regulation of protein autophosphorylation. NCBI's taxonomy places the organism in Eukaryota, Metazoa, Chordata, Actinopteri, Syngnathiformes, Syngnathidae. Gene Ontology annotation, molecular function: growth factor activity; platelet-derived growth factor receptor binding. The record is from RefSeq and is a predicted model, not a curated record.
UCAUUAAGCCUGAAAGACUGGAGAGCAGGAAUGUAUCACUGAGAGCUGCCAUUCGGCUUCUUUUUGUUUUAUGUAGCUCCAGCUACACCGGUAAACUUCAUAUGAAGGAAUAUUAUGGAUUUAAUUGGAAAGUCGCGAUGGAUGCUGCAGGAUUUAUCAGUGUCAUAAACCUCCAUCAAACUGGACAAUUUCUUUAAAUUAACUUCACCACAUUUGGAUUUUUAUAUUUCAUUGUGGGAAUAUUGAUUCUGCCGAUUUCUACCUGGGUGGUUCUCCUUGGAGAGGUGACCUGUUGUCCCGAGGGAGGUAUGGUUCCACCCCGGCUCCGUCAGUGCACCCUCGCCCCGUCCUGGAGCUUCCUCAGCGGACCUCAGAGGAGAUGAGACCCGCGCUCUACCAGCUUCUCGUCGGCUGGCUCUGCCUCGUACGCGCCGCUGCUGAGGAGUCUCCUCUCCCCCGGGAGCUUUUGGAGCGACUCUCCCGCAGUGAGAUCCGCAGCAUCAGCGACCUCCAGCGGCUACUCGAGAUAGACACCGUAGAAAACGAGGCGAUCGAGGAGGCCAAGCAUGAUUACAACAAGCAAGUCUUUUCUCACGGCUUCCCCGACUUGAAGCGAGUGCACACACAUGGACGCUACAAGCGGAGCACAGUGGUGGAGGAGGCGUUGCCUGCAGGUUGCAAGGUGCGUACCACCAUCUACGAGAUCCCUCGCAGUCAGGUGGACCCCACCGCCGCCAACUUCAUCAUCUGGCCGGCGUGCGUGGAGGUGAAGCGUUGCACGGGUUGCUGCAACACUAGCAACAUGAGGUGUCAUGCAACCCGCAAGCACCACCGCACCGUCAGGGUGGCAAAGGUGGAGUAUGUGCGGCGGCGGCCUAAACUGAAGAAGGUGCAGAUCAGACUGGAGGACCACCUGGAGUGCGCCUGUACCAACAAACGCCAGAGCAGCCCAAACUCUGACAUAGAUAACGGCAUCAGGUGAACACUGAUGGAAUGGAUCAGAACAAGGCAAGCGCAUACGCACUUUUGGCUUUUCUAGCAUCCUGCCUGUGGAUCCCCCUUCAUUUUUUAACACAAAGACAGACCAACAUGCUGCGAGCAUGCUAACUGUUAGCCACUCCUCAAUGGAGAAACCGUAAGAUGGCAUGUUGGGGCUCCUCCCCGGUACUAUAAACCUCUCAGCAUCUUGGAUUAUAAUCCAUGGAUCAGUCCUCUCUAAAGACUUGGAUUAGGAUUUUUUUUUAAAAAUACAUUUACAACAUUUAUCUUGCACAGCAUACUCUUCUUUGUACAGUAUAAAUUGUCAUUAUCUCCAAUGGGUGUUACAACAUCCUUCUGACUUGUAACCAUUACUAAUAAACUAUUUAUACUGUACAUGCUAGCACAUAACUUUUGUAACACAAAAGGCACCAUGUGUGUGUUAUGUCUUUGUGUGGGAAGGAGAUUAUGUGCAAAAUCAUAACUCUUAGGAUAAAGCCUCUUGUGAGAACAGCACGCAUCUAAAAGACCGCAGAAGAACAUCACGCCUCCCGCCAAUUAUUAAUGAUAACGGAAAUAAAUGGAAUGGAAAGACUUCAAGUAAUCCACAAAGUCAAAGCCCGCAGCAUGUUUAGAGAUAUCGGCCGCCAAGCACAAUCAAAAUAACAUAAAGCCUCAAAAUAAUCCACCAAGUUCACUCAUGUGUGGGAAUAUCUGCGUUAUAGAUGUGUCAUUAAUGUACUUGCUUCUGCAAGUGGUUAUUGUUGAUAAACACUAUGUUACACAAUAGAAAGAAAUACAAAGAUUGAAAAUAAUCCACAAAGUCAAAGCUCAUGCACCAAGUAUCAGUGACAUAAUGAAUGUGGUUGCUCUCCCUGACAGUUAUUAACCAUAACCACCGCCUUGCAUCAUAUAAAUAAACAGAAAGACUAAAAAUAAUCCUCUAAGUCAAAAACCCGUAUGUUUUCUCCCACUCGGGGCAUUACUACUUUCAAACAAUUAAUGCAAUCAUUCUUCCCGCCAGUUAUUAGCGAUAACCGCCACCUUGCACCACAUCCCAGCCGCUGGUGUUUCCGAGUACGUCUUUAUAUCGCUGACAAGAGGACUCCUUGUACAUGAGAAGAUAUCAUGUGCAUGUUGCAAAGAGAUGAGACAGAUGGGGAUAAGAGUGUGUAAGUGAAAGGUGAGAGGGAGGAAAUGAAAGCAGAACAACGUGUGUGUCUGUGUGUAGAAAAACCUCCAUCUCUGUAAAGCUCAGAUAAGCAGAUUAGCAACAUGCUCACGGCUAAAAUGCAACCCGAAACAAGCUGAUUUGACCACACAUCCCAUCAGCACUUCACCUCAUCCUCAAUUGUGUGGUGAUUAAGAGGGUGGAAGUAUCACUGCUAACCUUUCAUCGUCUUAUUUAACAAGAACAAACGUACCAUUAUGUCUCUCAAGAAGGGGCGGUUACAGUUCAGUCUUUUUAAAGGGAAUGUCGGCGCAAGAGCACGAAUAAACAACAACGAUUCAUGGUUAUCCAAUAGGAGACUGAGGCGCACCGCAGUAAAAUGGAGACUGCGGAGUACAAUAUUGCAGCAUCCAGGGGCUAAGACACAACACCAGGGGUUAGCAUGCGUCUUUACUAUAAAGACAACAAGUAAUGGUGGCAUCGAUUUUCGGCAAAGGAAAAGCUCGUAUAAUAAUUUAUUCAUUCAUUCAUUUUUUACCAAGGGUCGCGAAGGGUUCUAGCGUAUCCCAGCUGUCUUCGGACAAGAGGCAGGGUACACCCUGGACUGGUCGGCAGCCAAUCACAGGGCACAUAUAGACAAACAACCAUUCACACUCACAUUCAUACCUAUGGACAAUUUGGAGUCGCCAAUUAACCUAGCAUGUUUUUGGAAUGUGGGAAGAAACCGGAGUACCCGGAGAAAACCCACGCAGGCAGGAGAACAUGCAAACUUCACCAAGAGAUGUCAGAGGGUGGAAUUGAACUCGGGUCUUCUAGCUGUGAGGCCUGCGCACUGUGGAAAUCCUCCCUUUGAGGACUCUAAGUGGGUUUCGAAUAGAGCCUAUGGAGCCUAUCCCAGCUGUCUUCGGGCGAGAGGCGGGGUACACCCUGGACUGGUGGCCAGCCAAUCACAGGGCACAUAUAGACAAACAACCAUUCACGCUCACAUUCAUACCUAUGGACAAUUUGGAGUCCCCAAUUAACCUAGCAUGGGGAGAACAUGCAAACCCCACACAGAGAUGGCCCAGGGUGGAAUCGAACUCAGGUCUGCUAGCUGUGUGGCCUGCACGCUAACCACUUGGUCGUCGUGCAGCCCUACAAUAAUUGAUUGUGGUUAAAAUUGAAUAUUUUUGUAAUUAAAACACUUCUAAUCACGGCUUCUUACCAUUAGAGCUCUGUGGACAUUAAAUAACACCCCUAUAGUCACCUGUACACUCCUAUUACCAAGUAAUAAAAGACAUAGUAUAGACAGACAGUUCCUUGUUAUUUUACAGCACUUCCUGGGGUGCGGUGUAACAUUACCGACACUUGUUGACCCGUGUGGAAUCCUAUAUAUCAUCAUAACAUAUGUUUUCUAUUUUAAUUUAACUCAUUUAGCCACUUUUAUGCCUAAAAAUAGGCUGUAUUCAAUCACAAACCAAGCCCAAAACAUAUAUACCCAUU